AGGAAGAGUUAGAUUCAUAACAAUAACAAAAUAAAUAUAUAUACGAAGAAUACGAAGACCAGAGUCAGCCCUAAAAGCUAGCCACGAGCACUGAAUAAAUUGGAAAAGUUGGACGUUAAACUGAAUUAUCUGAUCUUCCAUAUAGGUUCAUUGCCAUGAUCACUUGGAGUGCAUGCCGCAAAUUGUGGCCGUCAUCAUUCACAACAAGCAAACAAGAUUUAGCUUUCCUCAAGGGCUUUUGCCAACGAAUCCUCGGUAGCAACAAAUUUUACCACGGUCAAAGUGGUCUUAGUUUGGACGAAGGAGACAGUGAUGAAGUUAGCAAUGCAAGUCAGCCUAAAAGGAUCUUGAGGAUCGCCGUCAUUGGUCUUCCAAAUGCAGGGAAAAGCACCUUGAUUAACCAAAUCAUGGAACGAAGGGUUUGUGCAACAUCGAUGAAGGUGCACACGACAGACAGGAAGGCUAGGGCGAUUGACAACACAGGAAACACGCAGCUCGUGUUUUUAGACACCCCUGGUUUGGUGACCCAAGCCGAGAUAAAAAGGCACUCUCUUCAGCCAUCAUUUUCACUAGCCCCUCUGGAGUCUGUCAAGGAGGCAGAUAUGGUUACCGUUGUGCAUGAUGUGUCAAACAAAUGGACAAGGGAUUUCCUUCACAGAAAAUUGUUGUUUCUGCUCAACGAAUUUCCAGACAAACACUCAAUUUUAAUUCUGAACAAGGUGGACGCACUGAAAAAUAAAAGAUUCCUGCUUGGUCUCACUGAGAAGCUGACUAAAGGACGGUUGAAGAGCUUGAAUUGUGGCAAUGACGAUGAAAAGAUUGAAUACAAUCCAAACGAUGUGGGGUGGGGAAAGUUUUCUGAGAUUUUCAUGGUUUCUGCGCUUACAGGAGAGGGUGUUGGAGACAUAAAGGAGUACAUGAUCCAAAACGCUAGACUCUCGCCGUGGCUGUUCGAUUCCGGCACUUUUACAGACCAGCAAAGCCAGCAAUUGGUUGAAGACGCAGUGAGGGAAAAGUUGCUCGAUAAUUUGCCCCAGGAAAUUCCAUACAACGUCUCUUCAAAAAUGGAGUUUUUCGCUCACACUGAUGCAGGACUUCUGUGCAUUUCCGUCGUUGUCAUUUGCAAGUUUAAGAGACAUCAGAAGAUGCUGUUGGGGCACGGAGGCAAUCGGGUCCGCAUUAUAGCUAAAGAGGCAGAGCAGUCUUUGGCCAAUUGUUACAGAUGCCCUGUCAAACUGAAUAUUGUAGUAGAAUGCAAAGAAGAUCUUACUAGUCGGCCACAGAGAGAACCUCCUAAGAAAGGUCUGCUUGAAGAGUGAUCCAGUGACUUUUCAAUAAAAUCACUCUUUUGUUAUUUAAA
Molecule: messenger RNA, 1360 nt
Organism: Cloeon dipterum
Lineage: Eukaryota; Metazoa; Arthropoda; Insecta; Ephemeroptera; Baetidae
Product: GTPase Era, mitochondrial
Exons: 7
Coding region: 156-1319 (387 amino acids)
Biological process (GO): ribosomal small subunit assembly
Cellular component (GO): mitochondrial matrix
Molecular function (GO): GTP binding; ribosomal small subunit binding; rRNA binding
Source: RefSeq, a predicted model, not a curated record